Messenger RNA from Sus scrofa (pig), 2303 nucleotides. The record is from RefSeq and is a predicted model, not a curated record. NCBI's taxonomy places the organism in Eukaryota, Metazoa, Chordata, Mammalia, Artiodactyla, Suidae.
CUUCGUCUGAACCACCUCUCGCUUCCCCUUUGGCUCGCUUACCUGGAGGCUUCCUCUCUAGCUCCUACUCAAUUCCUACACAAAAAUCUUAGGGUGCAUCUUUCUCUGCCUCACUUCCAGGCCUCCACCCUUGUUGGGCCGAUUGUUUCUCGGACCCAGGUUUCGUCAAAUGUAAAAUAGGGAUAAAAACAAUGUCCAUUCUAUGGAAGCACCUUGUCGGUGAAGAAAGACAGACCCAGGAGCUACUGCCAUCGAUGGUGCCGAGUCAGUGACCACUGUCCUCUCCAGCUGGAUUAUGCCCCAAGCGAGGACCCAGCCCCCUGCCCCCAGCCUGGCUGGGCGUCAGUUUCCCCUUGGCCCGCCCCGCCCUUUGUGACGUCGGCCGGCCUCGCAGCCCCGCCCCCGGCCCCCGCCCGCCGGCUCGCCCUGGCUUGGCCGGUUAGAGGCCGCUCGGUCCGGGGAACGCGGGCGAUCGUCCGGGGCCAUGAGGCAGCUCGCCGCCGGCUCCCUUCUCUCACUCCUGAAGGUGCUGCUCCUGCCUCUGGCACCGGCCCCAGCCCAGGAUGCAAAUUCGGCCUCCACUCCAGGCAGCCCCCUCUCUCCCACCGAGUAUGAGCGCUUCUUCGCACUGCUGACCCCAACCUGGAAGGCAGAGACUACCUGCCGCCUCCGGGCCACCCACGGCUGCCGGAACCCCACCCUCGUCCAGCUGGACCAGUAUGAAAACCACGGCCUGGUGCCGGACGGCGCUGUCUGCUCCGACCUCCCUUAUGCCUCCUGGUUCGAGUCCUUUUGCCAGUUUACUCAGUACCGUUGCUCCAACCACGUCUACUACGCCAAGAGAGUCCGGUGCUCCCAGCCUGUCUCAAUCCUCUCACCUAACUCUCUCAAGGAGGUGGACACUUCCUCUGAAGUGCCGAUCACCACGAUGACCUCCCCCGUGUCUUCCCACAUCACAGCCACAGGGCGACAGGUCUUCCAGCCCUGGCCCGAGCGGCUCAACAACAACGUGGAGGAGCUGCUACAAUCCUCCUUGUCCCUGGGCGGCCAGGAGCAGGGCCAGGAGCACAAGCAGGAGCACAAGCAGGAGCAAGGGCAGGAGCACAAGCAGGACGAGGGGCAGGAGCAGGAAGAGCAAGAGGAGGAGCAGGAGGAGGAGGGGAAGCAGGAAGAAGGACAGGGCACCGAAGAGUCGCUGGAGGCAAUGUCUGGGCUACAGGCAGACUCAGAGCCCAAGUUCCAGUCUGAAUUUGUCUCUUCCAACCCCUUCUCCUUCACUCCGCGGGUGCGGGAGGUGGAGUCGACCCCCAUGAUGAUGGAGAACAUCCAGGAGCUCAUCCGAUCCGCCCAGGAAAUGGAUGAGAUGGGUGAUGUCUAUGAGGAAGAGAACAUCUGGAGAGCCCAAAGCCCCGGCAGCCUCCUGCAGCUGCCCCACGUGGACGCCUUGCUGGUGCUGUGCUAUUCGAUUGUGGAGAACACCUGCGUCAUAACCCCUACAGCCAAGGCCUGGCAGUACCUGGAGGAUGAGACCCUUGGUUUCGGGAAGUCGGUCUGUGACAGCCUUGGGCGGCGACACCUCGCUGCAUGUUCCCUCUGUGACUUCUGCUCCCUGAAGCUGGAGCAGUGCCACUCAGAGACCAACCUGCAGCGGCAGCAGUGUGACAACUCCCACAAAACACCCUUCAUCAGCCCCCUGCUGGCAUCCCAGAGCAUGUCCAUUGGCACCCAGAUAGGGACCCUAAAAUCGGGCCGCUUCUACGGGCUGGAUUUGUACGGCGGGCUCCGCAUGGACUUCUGGUGCGCCCGGCUGGCUACCAAGGGCUGCGAAGACAACCGAGUGGCCAGCUGGCUCCAGACUGAGUUCCUCAGCUUCCAGGAUGGGGACUUCCCCACCAAGAUUUGUGACACAGAAUACGUGCAGUACCCGAACUACUGUGCCUUCAAAAGCCAGCAGUGCAUGAUGAGAAACCGGGAUCGGAAGGUGUCUCGCAUGCGAUGUCUGCAGAAUGAGACGUACACCGUCCUGACCCAGGCCAAGAGUGAGGACCUCGUGCUUCGAUGGAGCCAGGAGUUCAGCACCUUGACUCUCGGCCAAGCUGGAUGAGCUGGACUCCAUCUUGUCCCCACCCCGGCCCCCCUUCCACACUCUUCAUUGCUGUUGGACCCCAGGCUUCCCCUUCUGGCCUGAGUCUCUUACCCGGCUCCGAUCCCUGGCGUUGGGGCAGCAGUCCUGGAAGGGUCAUGACAUGACGGGAACUCCACCCACCUUAAAGGAUGUCUUUACAUAAAGUGUUUAUUUUCAA